This is a messenger RNA of Dibothriocephalus latus, 426 nucleotides long. NCBI's taxonomy places the organism in Eukaryota, Metazoa, Platyhelminthes, Cestoda, Diphyllobothriidea, Diphyllobothriidae. The record is from the annotation of a GenBank genome assembly.
AUGCAGGGCGGGCAAAGAGAGCGACCUUCAAAGGCCGACACCCGAGGACGCAAGAACAGCCGCCGGCCAGGUUCUGAGGUCACGCAUGACAAGGGCCCCGAAAGGACACAUGCACGUGCGCGCGUCAUUGAGGGCGCGACUUGUCAUGCUGCGGACACCCCCAUGAUGGCUGCAUGUAGAGGGGCCAGCAUGGAACAAAGGCUGUUGGUCCUUAAAUACGACGCCGCAAAUAGAAGGCGCACUCUGUUGCCGAGACGCGCUACCGACGACCCAACAUUCUGCUGCUGGGGACACAAGACAAGCUGCCGAGACGACACCGACGACAGAAGACACAUUGCUGACGGACACACAGAAGACAACGCUGAUGCACAACCAGAACUAGGAACAAUAAAGUACUAUCCACUUCUCAAGACGCGAAUUGCCGAA